GGCUUUUCGGUAUUUAGACUUUUCAUUUAAUAUGGCGGCGCCCACAAACUGAUUGAGCUCUGAGAUUUCCUACACCUUAAUGCAAAGAAAAUGGUUUCUCUGAUCGAAACAUGGGUAAAUGAUAAACUCCACGAUAUUCUUGGUAUAUCUGACAAGUUUAUAUCUCAAUUCCUCUUGGGUUUGGCAAAGAAGGCAGCAAACCCUGACGAUUUUGUGAACAAACUGAGAGAAACAGGCACAGUAGACAUUGACGUUAAUAUGGUUAAUUUUGCGCACGAACUUUGGACAAAGUUGCCAAGAAAAGAGGUAGCAGAGAAGAGUUCUCGUAUCCAAGAGAGACAAGCCUUGGAAAUGCAGAAGAGAAAUAAAAGUUACCAGCUAUUGGAUAGUGACAGUGAGGAGGACUCAUACAUAGCCCCUUCAAAGAAAUCAAAAUUAGAUAAGAAGAAACAAUACAGAAAAAAACAAGAAUCUUCAUCCUCUAGUAGUAAUGAGGAAGACAAUCUAGAUAGAGACGAUGACAGAGAUGAAACUGAUGAUGAUUCAGAGGAAGAAAUGGAGAAGGAACGCCUCAAGGAUUUAGAUGAGAGAGACAAGUUUGCCAAUCGUUUGAAAGAGAAGGAUAAAGAGAAACAAAGAUCCAUCAUGUCUAAAUCAGAGAAAAAGGCUUAUGAAGAAGCCAGGAAGAGGCUUGAGAUGGAGGCAGAAGAUAGGAAGAAGAUCAUUCCUGAGUUAAGGAAGAAGUCUAGAAGGACUUAUCUGGCAAAGAGGAAUGUAGACAAGCUAGAGGACCUGGAAGCAGAACUGAUGGAUGAGGAGUACUUAUUUGGAGACACAAAACUUACAGAAAGAGAAAAAAGAGAAAGAGAAUAUAAGAAGACAGUCCUAUCAUUAGCUAAAGAUCACCACAAAGCUCGUGAGAUAGAGAAGGUGAAUCGGUAUUAUAUGCCAAAAGAUGACGUAAAGCCGUCCGAUAAAUAUGAGGAAGAUCUUACAGAGAAGGGCCCCAAUUAUGAACAGAAACGCUGGGAAGAGGAGCAUGUAGGAGCAGCUAUUAUGAAGUUUGGGGCAAAAGAUGCCAAGGCCAAAAGCAAACAAAAGGAAUAUGACUUUAUUAUGGAUGAGGAAAUUGAGUUUGUGCAAGUGUUACAAAUGCCAGGGACUAGAAAAGAUCAGGAUGAGGAACUUACAGAUGCCCAAAGAAAGAAAAUGACUAUAGAGGAAACCCAGAAGAGUUUGCCUGUUUAUCCUUUCAAACAAGACUUGAUUGAUGCCAUACAUGAACACCAAGUCCUCAUCAUAGAAGGGGAGACUGGAUCAGGCAAAACGACACAGAUACCCCAGUAUCUGCAUCAAGCAGGGUUUACAAAAAAUGGCAUGAAAAUUGGAUGUACCCAACCACGUCGUGUGGCUGCCAUGUCUGUAGCAGCAAGAGUAGCAGAAGAGAUGGGCUUCAAACUUGGUAAUGAGGUAGGCUACAGCAUCCGAUUUGAAGACUGUACGUCGGAGAGGACCAUGAUUAAGUACAUGACAGAUGGUAUGCUUCUUCGUGAGUUUUUGGGAGAACCAGAUCUGGCAAGUUACAGUGUAAUGAUAAUUGAUGAGGCACAUGAAAGGACCCUUCACACAGAUGUAUUGUUUGGUUUGGUCAAAGACAUUGCCAGAUUUAGACCAGAUUUAAAGCUCCUCAUUUCCAGUGCCACUCUGGAUGCAGAAAAAUUUUCAGAGUUCUUUGAUGAUGCCCCGAUUUUCCGUAUCCCCGGCAGAAGAUUUCCAGUAGAUAUCUACUACACCAAGGCUCCAGAGGCGGACUACUUGGAUGCUGCUGUUGUAUCUGUGUUACAAAUCCAUGUCACACAACCCACAGGGGACAUCCUAGUAUUCCUAACCGGCCAGGAGGAGAUCGAGACAGCUAAUGAAAUGCUGCAGGAAAGAACCAAGAAGCUGGGAAGUAAAAUAAAGGAAUUAAUCAUUCUUCCUAUUUAUGCCAACCUUCCGUCUGACAUGCAAGCCAAGAUAUUCGAACCUACUCCUCCAGGUGGAAGAAAGGUAGUUUUGGCCACAAACAUUGCUGAGACUUCUCUCACAAUAGAUGGAAUAAAGUAUGUGAUUGAUCCAGGGUUUUGCAAACAGAAUAGCUAUAAUGCCAGAACAGGAAUGGAAUCACUGAUAGUUACCCCAAUAUCCAAGGCCUCAUCUAAUCAAAGAGCAGGAAGAGCUGGUCGAGUUUCAGCAGGGAAGUGCUUCAGGUUAUACACAGCCUGGGCAUACAAACAUGAAUUAGAGGACAAUACUGUGCCAGAAAUUCAGAGGACUAACCUGGGAAAUGUUGUGUUACUACUGAAGAGUUUGGGGAUCAAUGACUUAAUUCACUUUGAUUUCAUGGAUCCCCCUCCACACGAGACUUUGGUGUUAGCACUGGAGCAGUUGUAUGCACUUGGUGCCCUGAACCAUCGAGGGGAAUUGACUAAACUAGGAAGAAAGAUGGCAGAAUAUCCUGUUGAUCCCAUGUUGUCUAAAUGUAUUUUAGCCUCAGAGCAAUACAAGUGUUCAAAAGAAAUCUUGACUAUUUGUGCCAUGUUAUCUGUGAACAAUGCUGUGUUUUAUCGACCCAAAGACAAAGUGGUACAUGCAGACACAGCUAGGGUUAACUUCUUUCGCCCAGGGGGUGAUCACUUGACUUUGUUAAAUGUGUAUGAUCAGUGGGAAGAGACCGCUUUCUCUACUCAGUGGUGUUAUGAAAACUUUAUUCAGCAUCGCUCUAUGAAAAGGGCCAGAGACAUCAGGGACCAACUGGAAGGACUCAUGGAAAGAGUAGAAAUAGAGGUCACUUCCAAUCCGGGGGAUUCAGUGGCCAUUAGAAAGGCCAUAACAGCAGGAUAUUUUUACCACACUGCUCGAUUAGACAAGGGAGGUAAUUAUAAGACUGUCAAACAUCACCAGACAGUAAUGGUUCACCCCAACAGUAGUAUGUAUGAAGAUCGUCCAAAGUGGCUCAUCUAUCAUGAACUAGUGUUUACAACCAAAGAAUUCAUGAGACAGGUGAUUGAAAUUGAGAAUUCUUGGUUACUGGAGGUUGCACCUCACUAUUACAAGCAGAAAGAAUUGGAGGACACAUCAAAGAGGAAAAUGCCGAAAGGGGCAGGAAAAUCUAGGGAGGAGAUGACCAGAACCUACUGAAAACUAAAAUACCUGUAGCACUGAUGACUGAUGCCAAAAUUCUGAAAAUUUACAUAUUGUAAAUACUGUACAUACUAUUAUUUAGAGAGAGAGAGAGAGAGAGAGUGAGCACUUAUAUUUCUGUUUAAAAUGAAGAGAGAAUAUUUGCAGAAAAAACAGAAUUUCUUUUUUAGCUCACCUGAGCUGAAAACUCGAGUGAGCUUUUCUGAUCACCUGCUGUCCUUCCGUCUGUCUGUCAAGUUGUCUGUCCAUCUGUAAACUUUUCACAUUUUCAACUUCUUCUUAAGAACCACUUGGCCAAUUUUAACAAUACUUGCAUUGGUACAAAACUUCCUUGCAUGAAGAGGAGUUUAAAUUGUUAAAAUGAAGGACCAAGCCUUUUUCCAAGGUGAGAUAAUCAAGAAAAGACAAAAAUAGAGUGGGGUCAUUAAAAAAUCUUCUCAAGAACCACUGGGCCAGAAAAUCUGAACCAUAUGUGAAAGCAUCCUGGGGUAGUGAAGAUUCUAAAUUGUUCAAAUCAUGACCCCUUGUGGUAGGGCAGAGCCACAAUAGGGAAUUCAGUUUUUACAUUGAAAUGUAUAGGAAAAAAUAUUUAAAAAUCUUCUUCUCAAGAACCACUGGGCCAUCUUCGCUAGCCAAGGGUUUCCGAUCCGAAAUCUAUUCUACAACCCUUGGCAGAUUUAGCUGAAAAUUUUAGAACUCGCGCAAACGAAUUUGAUUGGCUGCGAAGUCCGAGUCUACGCAAGGUUUUUACUAAUCGACGAUUUUCGGCUGAAUUAAAGUAUGUUCGUGUUUUAUGCAAAAUAAGAGUAAUAUUUACAAGGGAUGAAAGUUAGGACGUGAUAUAUGCUUAAAAAACAAGGGAUUAAUUAAUUUGAAUUUUUUUCUUUUAAUUAUAUAUGUUUUCAAGAAUUAUUGAAAGGACCACAUAAGUCCGUGUUCCGCAUUUUAGGUGCAUCAAUUUAAGCCAAUCAAAUGUCACGGCUCAUUGAUAAUAAUUGAUACCGCAACAAGUAGAAAGUGGGGUCAAACUCUUGACUAAAAAUCCACGACGAACAAUAUUUUCUACCACUUUUGAGGUGUGUCUACUGCCCACAGCUGUGUGAAGUUGUUUGGAUAUAUUCCACAUCAAAUUGCAUGGAGGUCGCCAUAUUGUUUAAACGUCAUAUUGAUCUACGUAUGUUACAGCUAUUUUCAUUGGACAGAUAUUAAAGAGCUUCAAGGGACUUAACUCAUUUACGGCGAUAGGCGGCGCAAUCAAAGUUCCCGUUUGAUAGGUCUAAAUCUGCCAAGGGUUGUAGAGUAGAUUUCGGAUCGGAAACCCUUGGCUAGCGAAGAUGCCACUGGGCAUGAAAAGGUGAAACAUAUGUGGAAGCAUCCUGGGGUAGUGUAUGUUCUAAGUUAGCCAAAUCAUGACCCUGGGGUAGGGCAGGGUCACAAUGGGCAUUACACUGGGGGAAUUCUGGUAAAGAACAGCAUGGCCAUAGUUACUCAGGUGAGCAAUGUGGCCCAUGGGCCUCUUGUUUUUGCAAACAACUGAGAAAAGGUCUAUUAAACUUAUUUAUGACUAUGAGAGAGAGAGAGAAAGAGAGGGAGAGUAAGGAAACAUUUACUUAAGGAAUCACUACCUAAUUUGUUGGGUAUAUACCAGGACAUCAACUAUGGCAACUUGGGAUCAUUUGCAUAUUGGGCAAAGCAUAAAUUAUUUCACAUUUCCAAUUGUCGUUGAUUUUCCUAGCAUAGCUAACAAACUAGACAUUGAUUCCUUAUACAUGUAUUAACAUUUAUAUGUGAAAUAAAAUUGUAAAUAUGAGUUUUUGAUUCAUCAAUAUAUUUACAAAAUAAACAUUUGUAAUUUUA
Messenger RNA from Saccostrea cuccullata (small rock oyster), 5040 nucleotides. Its product is annotated as pre-mRNA-splicing factor ATP-dependent RNA helicase DHX16-like. Gene Ontology annotation, molecular function: RNA binding; helicase activity; ATP binding. The transcript is spliced from 18 exons. Gene Ontology annotation, cellular component: catalytic step 2 spliceosome; intracellular anatomical structure. Bases 91 to 3180 code for a protein of 1029 amino acids. Lineage: Eukaryota; Metazoa; Mollusca; Bivalvia; Ostreida; Ostreidae. The record is from RefSeq and is a predicted model, not a curated record.